This is a messenger RNA of Plasmodium berghei ANKA, 1782 nucleotides long. RefSeq names its product WW domain-binding protein 11, putative. The coding region runs from base 1 to 1782 and encodes 593 amino acids. NCBI's taxonomy places the organism in Eukaryota, Apicomplexa, Aconoidasida, Haemosporida, Plasmodiidae. Gene Ontology annotation, biological process: RNA processing. The record is from RefSeq and is a predicted model, not a curated record. The transcript has a single exon.
AUGAAGUUCAGUCAAAUAUCGAAGGAAGAUUGGAAAAAAAAUAAGAUUCCAACUGAUACAUAUCGAAAACAGCAAAAGAAGAAAGAAAGAAAAAAAAAAAAAAAAGAAAGAAAUGAACAAUUAGAAAAAAUUAUAAGUAAAAAAAACCCUUACGUAGUUAAAGAAAAAUUAGAUAUUCUUAAAAAAAAAGAAAGCCAAGGAAAAUUAUUACCAUUUGAAAAAAAAAAAAAAAAACAAUAUGAAGGAUUAUGGAAUUUAAUAAAAGAAAAAGUAAAAAAUAAAAGUUAUGUAUAUAAUAAUAAUGGAGUAGUAUAUAAUAUAAAUGAUAAUGAAAAUAAAUGUGAAGAGGAAUUAUCUAAAACGAUAUCAGAUACCGAUUCAAAUAUCAAUAAUGAAAAUGAUACAAAUUCAUUUGAAUCAUCAUAUUAUUCACAUAAUGAAACAAUAAAAAGUGAGAGUGAUAAAGACGAAAAUAAUUUUUUGGAUGAAUUACCAUCUUUACCUAACGGGUUACCAAAUGAAUGUAUAGAAGAAUAUACACGGUUAUAUGAAAAUGGAUGUUUGAAUUCUAACUCUAUUUCUAAUACAAACAAUUAUUAUUAUUAUCAAUUUGAAGUACCUGACAAAAAUAACAAUAUUUCUAAAGGUUAUAUGCAUAACCAACUACUUCAUAAUAAUAACAGUAAUGCAAAUGUAUAUCAAGCAUAUUUAGUGAAUUAUUAUUACAAUUCAUAUGCACAACAUUAUAAUAACUUAAUUUAUAACAAUAAUUAUAUGAACACACAAUAUACAAAAGAACCCAUAUCCAAUUCUAUAAAAAAUAGUGAUAUAAAAAGUAAUGACUUUGUUAAUACAUAUAAUAAUAAAGAAAAAACAAAUUUUACAAGUAAUUUAGUAAUUGAAAAAAAUGAUAAAGAAAAUGACAUUUUGAAUAUAGCCAACAAUAAUGAUAAGCAAUUAAUCUUUACUGAAAAUAUUGAAUCAAACAAUGCUAAGGAAUGUGAUAAUUAUAGUGUUACAGAAGGGGAGGUAGCCAAUAAUAUAAAUCAGAAAAAUAGUGAAAAAAAUAAUAAUGGUACAUACGAAGUACCUAACUUGAAUGAUGCGAACUAUCCAAACUAUUACAUGAAUUAUUAUAAAAAUUUUAAUAUGUAUAUGAAUAAUGCAUUUAACAAAAUUAACAAAAGCAAUAAUAUAAACCCUAUACAAAAUAAUCCAAAUAACUAUUACUAUAAUUAUUCUUUUAAUUAUAAUAAUGUGAACAAUAAUAUUCCAUCACCACCGGGAUAUAAUAAUAUUCAAAACAGUUUUAUAAAUAACAAUAAUAAUAUAAAUUCGGGUUUUAAAAAUAAUAUGAACUCCAAAAAUUUUCCAAAUAAAGGAAAAAGACAUAAUAAUAAUUAUGGUGAUGCAAAAAAUAUUGCAUAUUCAUCACCAAAAAAAAAUAAAACAGGAAAUAGUAACAUUUUUUAUAAAAAUUCUUCAAAUAAUAUAAAUAUGAAUAUUCAUGAAUCAAAUGAAAAUGAAAAUGAAAAUGAAAAUAAAAAUAGUGAUGUACAUAAUUUUAAUGCACCGACUAAAGAAAAAGAAAAUAAUAUACAAUACUUUGUUCCUAUCAAUUUAAGAGUAAAAAAUAAAUUAAAUGAUUUAUGUGAAACAAAAAUUAAUGUAGUUGACAACAAAAAUAAAAAUUAUGGUAAAAAUGAUGAUAAAAAUAGUGAUAAAAACAUUAAUAUAGACAUGGAAUAUAAUAAAUUUAUUAAGGAAGUAGAUAUGAAUUAA